AUGAUGUGCAAUCUUCAUAGCAAAGAAAAUCGUGACAAACAUUCUGAGCCUAGAGAAGACCUUAAAGGGGAAAAGAAAAUAAGUCUCAAUUUUGAAGAAUUAAAAGACUGGGGUCCAAAAAAUGUCAUGAAGCUGAGCACACCUGCAGUCAACAAAACGCCACGCUCGGGAGCCACGCUGCCCCUGAGGUGUGGGAGGGCCUUGGGAGGGGGAAGCAGCGCUGGAGCAAUGGCCAACCUGCCUCUGAGAUGUGGAAAGAAUGUAGAGGAAAGCAUCUCAAGGCAUGUUUCUUACCUGCCCCAAAGGUUUGGGAGAACAACAGCCGAGAGUGUCACCACAACACUGAGUGACGUGCUCAACAAUCUAAGCAUUCGCCAUCUGUCAGUGAGUUGCUUUGCUCCAUGA
Pteronotus mesoamericanus is the source of this 405-nucleotide messenger RNA. RefSeq names its product neuropeptide VF precursor (gene NPVF). Gene Ontology annotation, biological process: neuropeptide signaling pathway; negative regulation of gonadotropin secretion. Bases 1 to 405 code for a protein of 134 amino acids. The record is from RefSeq and is a predicted model, not a curated record. The transcript is spliced from 2 exons. NCBI's taxonomy places the organism in Eukaryota, Metazoa, Chordata, Mammalia, Chiroptera, Mormoopidae. Gene Ontology annotation, molecular function: signaling receptor binding.